Cucurbita pepo subsp. pepo (vegetable marrow) is the source of this 406-nucleotide messenger RNA. Its product is annotated as chaperonin 60 subunit beta. Lineage: Eukaryota; Viridiplantae; Streptophyta; Magnoliopsida; Cucurbitales; Cucurbitaceae. The record is from RefSeq and is a predicted model, not a curated record.
GCAGUGAGGCGUGUCGUAAUUUUGCUGCCUCUGCAUCUGUUAAUGGCCAUGGCCGUUUGCGUUUCGAUUUUUACUCUUGCACGCAGAAUAGCAAGUUGAAGAAGAAGAUGCUGAUCAGUUUGAGCAUUCAAGGCCUAUUGGAUUUGUUCGUCGCCGGAGUUUCUCUCGUCAUAGGUUUGGGGAUUUUUGCUCUUAUUGCUACCAUUCUUUGCUCUGCCGCUUUCUUGCACAGUACUAAGGAUGUUUCCUAAUCCGGCGUUCGAUCGGAGGUAUGCUCUUUUGCUAUUCUUGUUUUUCAUCCUAAUCUCGAAUCGGAAUCGUGUUCUGAUUCUUUCGUCGUCUGUUUGAUCCGAAUCCUGGAGAAAAUUUUGAUCUCAAUGGUAAUAGAAAUGGAAAGUUGACUUGA